Messenger RNA from Mugil cephalus (flathead mullet), 2196 nucleotides. RefSeq names its product eps8 like 1a (gene eps8l1a). The record is from RefSeq and is a predicted model, not a curated record. Gene Ontology annotation, biological process: regulation of Rho protein signal transduction; positive regulation of ruffle assembly; Rho protein signal transduction. Gene Ontology annotation, molecular function: actin binding. The transcript has 14 exons. The coding region runs from base 255 to 1865 and encodes 536 amino acids. Lineage: Eukaryota; Metazoa; Chordata; Actinopteri; Mugiliformes; Mugilidae. Gene Ontology annotation, cellular component: ruffle membrane; plasma membrane; vesicle.
CGGGCGACAGAGACGCCUGUCAUGAGGAAGGAGAGGCUUACCGAGAUGCAGAGAAAGAAUGGGAGUGUGUGUGUGACAGAGUGAAAGCAACACAGAUUAACUACGACAGCAAAGCCUGACUAGUUUUUCCCGUUUCGGCACAUCUCAAGGAGGCUGGACGUCCGCUUGUAAACAGCUCAGUGCUCAGAAGAAUUCAACGUGAGGAUUGGUGUCUGUGCUCCGGAUUGAUAAAAGGCUAAAACUGCACCAAAAAGAUGUCAGGACCACAUCCACCGGUGGUUCCCAGAAAGCCUUCGGGUGUGAGAGUCAUGAUCUCUCCAGGGGAAGAGCUUCCUCCGGGCGGCCUGCCCUUCUACACAAAUUCUGGAAAAGAGUUUGGUGCCAGCAGGGAGACGAACCAUACGCCUGAAGUGACUACAGACAGAGAAGUGGAAAUUCUGAACCACUGCUUCGACGACGUGGAGAGGUUCAUGGCGCGCUUGCAGCAGGCGGCCGAGGCCCAGAGUGUUCUCAACCAGCGGAGGAAGAAGAGCAGCAGGAAGAGCAAGAAGAAGGAGGACCAAGAUGAUGACUUGUUGACCAUUAAGGCGAAGCCGCCUGCAGAGGAAGAAUUUGUGGACGUCUAUCAGAAACUCAAGUACUCCCUCAGUCUGCUGGACCGAGUGAAGUCAUUCAUCUCACAGCCCGACGCACCAGAGCUGCUGCACCACAUCUUCGUUCCUCUCCGUCUGCUGGUUAAAACCACCGGUCCAGAACUGUGUGCAUCAGUGGUCAGUCCUGCUAUGACCAGCGGAGCUGUUUCACUGCUGCAGGAGCAUCUGACUGAAGAGGAAAAGGAGCUGUGGACUUCAUUAGGAACCAACUGGACCUCCCCCUGCUCCCUCCUGAGUGUAUCUGUUCCUCCGUAUUCGCCCGUCUUCCUGGACGGGUGGCAGCCUCAGGCCUGCGACUCAUCGGGCCAGCAGCUGGAAGAUCCCAUCGAGCUGCAGCACAAACAGGACGCUCUCAGGGAAAGAAGGGAGGCGCAAAGUUUGCAGGAACAAGCUCGACACACGGCGGAGGGCUACGGAGGAGGCUCCGAUGAAGUAGAAGGAAAUGGUCUUCCACCCGAGGGCGAGAGGCUUUACUGCUGCAGCUACGACUUUGUGGCAAGAAACAGUAGUGAACUCUCGGUGCUGCAAGGAGAAACACUAGAGGUGAUUGAAUCGUCAAAGCGCUGGUGGAAGUGUCGGAAUCGCUUCGACCAGAUCGGGUUUGUUCCUUACAACAUCCUGGAGCCUCUGUCAGCUCUGAAUAACGCGGGGGUUGACAGCUCGGUCAUACGUAGAGAGUCAAAGAAGACGGCGAUGGUUCCUCGGACAAAUUAUUUCUCAUAUGCUCCUACAAGCCCAGUUGGGGCAGGUCCUACAAGCCCGACGUUGCGACCCCAGAGCAUGAUUCUACCACCUACAGGGAUGCAUGGGGACGAGACUGACAGAGUCCUGAUAGUGAACGACGAGCUCCUGCAGCGACUGGCCGAGAAGAAAGGCUCGGUUCGGCGUCCGGUGGUUCCUCGCACGGCCGAAAACUCUCCUCCCCUGAACUACCACUCCUCGGCCGAUGAGGUGGAGGCCUGGCUCACCACCAAGGGAUUCAGUCAACACACAGUCCAGCUCCUGGGCCAUUUAACCGGAGCACAGCUGUUCUCCCUGAACAAGGAGGAGUUUCGUAAGGUGUUACCAGAUGAAGGAACGAGGGUUUACAGCCAGAUAAUGGUGCAGAAGGCCCUCCUCGAGGACGUGCGCAAAGCUUCCGAGCUGGAGGCAGCGAUGGAGAAACAAAAGCUGAGGAUGAGCCGGAAGUCAGAGAGUGAGGCUUCGCCGUAGAGUCGCCGCGAGGCCUCGAGACUUGUUCAAAUCGCGAGCGCUGUUGUAUAUCACGUGUUCUACACAACUCUCUCACAAAUCUCCUUCUUCUGCUGUGGUUUUAAUCCAUUUAUGGCAGUUAAUAUUUUGUUCAAAUGUAAAUGUAAAAUUACUUGUACACCAGUCUGGGGUUUUUGUUGUUGAUUUUUUUUUUAACAGUAUUUUUGAGACAGCGCAAUAUUUUCUGUCGCUGGAACUUCAGCUGUGAAGCAUGUUAUGAAAUAAUGUACAAAACAAAAAAUCUAAUAGUCGUCUGUAUAUUGCCUUCAAUAAAAUAAUCUGCCUAAAGCUA